AUGGAAUUGUUGGUGUUAUUGAAAUGGGUGGAGGUCGUAGUAGCAGUAGUAGUAGUAGGGGAGGGGGGACACGUGUGGCGCGACAGGAUGGGAUGGAAUGGGAUGAGAUGGAGGAUCGAUGUGUGGGGAUUGGAGGAUCAAUGUGAUAAGGCUUGUGUAGAAGAUAGGUCUAUGAUUGCAAUUUUACUCAAAAAUUUGGAUGAUUCCAUCCCGAGAUUGCCAGGAUAG
Cercopithifilaria johnstoni is the source of this 228-nucleotide messenger RNA. Lineage: Eukaryota; Metazoa; Nematoda; Chromadorea; Rhabditida; Onchocercidae. The record is from the annotation of a GenBank genome assembly.